AAUUCGCAUACACACACACACACACACUGGUGUUUGUAUUAUUGCCUAAGAGGAAGAAAAAAAAGCUCUCCGAAAAGAACAAAAGAAAUGGCGGAUCAGCUGACCGACGAUCAGAUCUCAGAAUUCAAGGAAGCUUUCUCUCUGUUCGACAAGGAUGGAGACGGUUGCAUCACCACCAAGGAGCUCGGAACUGUCAUGCGUUCUUUGGGACAGAACCCCACCGAGGCUGAACUUCAGGACAUGAUCAACGAGGUUGAUGCUGAUGGCAACGGUACAAUCGACUUCCCAGAGUUCCUCAAUCUGAUGGCCAGGAAAAUGAAGGACACUGAUUCCGAGGAGGAGCUCAAGGAAGCUUUCAGGGUUUUCGACAAGGACCAGAAUGGAUUCAUUUCUGCAGCUGAGCUUCGCCAUGUCAUGACUAAUCUCGGUGAGAAGCUGACUGAUGAGGAGGUUGAUGAAAUGAUCCGUGAGGCUGACGUGGAUGGUGAUGGUCAGAUCAACUACGAGGAAUUCGUCAAGGUCAUGAUGGCCAAAAAGCGAAAACAGAGGAUCGAAGCAAGGAAACAAGGACCCAAGAAAAUGAAGAGCGGAAAGACUUACGGUAGCACGAAAAGCAAAAAGAUGGACAAGGUUCGAGAAUGCUUGGUCUUAUAAAUAGACAUUGAACUUUGGCAAGCACAACUCGUAAUAAUAAUAGUAGUAAUAAUAAUAACAACGCCGGAGAAAUAAUUUCAGUUUGAAGAAAUAAUGGUUAUGUUUGUAAGCAUUCUCAUGCAGUUGGGAUUCUUAAUAAGUCUUCUAUUGUAAUGUGGUGUUUCAUUUUAUAUUUGUAUUAUAUCAAGGGUUUAAAAGACUAA
Erythranthe guttata (spotted monkey flower) is the source of this 857-nucleotide messenger RNA. Its product is annotated as calmodulin-7. The record is from RefSeq and is a predicted model, not a curated record. Gene Ontology annotation, cellular component: myosin II complex. NCBI's taxonomy places the organism in Eukaryota, Viridiplantae, Streptophyta, Magnoliopsida, Lamiales, Phrymaceae. Gene Ontology annotation, molecular function: calcium ion binding.